CUUCAUCGCCGCCCGCGCGUGUUUCCUCUCAUUCUCCCUCUACACCACUGGGUGAUCCAGCGAACUGGGCUUGCUGAGAAUAAUAUGGGAUCUGGCUGGGAGUUAGAAAACUCAGACGCGACCACUGCCAGCUCCGAUGAUGACGAUCUGGACGUCUCACGGCCGGCGAGGCCAUACAAGGCUGCCCUCAGCCGUACAAAGUCCAAUUCCGAAGUGACGCCCCGUCCUACAUCUAGAUCUGUGUCCCUAGUCAAAGAACAGUCUUCACCGCUCAGCAAUCAUACCCCCGUAGCAACCCUAGAAGCGCAAACCGACAGCGAUGAUACGUCUUUCAACGAUGGCGAGGCUGCCUAUCAAGCAUUCAAAAACCGAAAAGCCCUCAAGCGGAAGCGUACCUCCGUAAGUGCUCGCAAGUCCAAAACACCCAAGAUGGCCGACCCCGAGUCGUUUGUAGGAAGACGUCCAAGACAAGGUGGGAGACCCACGCCAAGGCGGCCGUUAAGAGAGUAUGGUGAUGAAGUGCCUUCCGAAGACGACUUGAUGGAGUACACGCUCCCGGACUAUUUGCAGAAGCGACGACAGCAAUUUGAACGUAGAGCCGAACAUCUCAAGGAGUCAGGGCUGAAGUUACCUCCCGGCUACGAAGAUAUUGAGUUCUCCGAUGAUGAGCGCUUGGAAUUUCUAGAAGAGAAACCGGCCUUUACGAACAUAAAACCAUGCAAUGCAUACAAAGAUAUCACUCUCCCAUACUCUCUAGGGUUAAUCCCUGCCCCUAUCGCGCAGUGGCUUAGAGAGUACCAGGUGGAUGGAGCCGCUUUCUUACACGAAUUGUUUGUCUAUCAGAAAGGUGGCAUACUUGGUGAUGAUAUGGGUCUGGGGAAAACAGUGCAAGUAAUUGCAUUCCUUACCGCGGCGUAUGGUAAGACUGGCGAUGAGAGAGACGCCAAGAGGAUGAGGAAAAUGAGAAGGAGUGGGAAAGACCAAUGGUAUCCACGCACGUUGAUAGUAUGCCCAGGUACUUUGAUCAAGAACUGGAUGUCAGAACUCACCCGUUGGGGCUGGUGGCAUGUCGAUACCUACCAUGGAGACAACAAGGAGCUUGCUCUUCAAGCAGCGAGAUCCGGACGAGUUGAGAUCCUCAUUACCACUUACGGUACCUAUCUUCAAAAUAAGGAUGCCGUGAACAUGGUAGACUGGGAUUGCGUGAUAGCGGACGAAUGCCACAUCAUCAAGGAACGAACAUCUGAGACUACCAAAGCCAUGAAUUCAGUUAACGCUCUCUGCCGCAUUGGACUAACUGGGACAGCCAUUCAAAACAAAUACGAAGAACUCUGGACGCUAUUGAACUGGACAAAUCCUGGGAAAUUGGGCCCUGUUACGACUUGGAAAAAAACCAUCUCUGACCCGUUGAAGAUAGGGCAGUCGCACGAUGCUACGCUACACGAACUGAGUAAAGCUCGCAAGACUGCCAAGAAGUUGGUUGAGAACCUCCUUCCUCAGUUCUUUCUCCGGCGAAUGAAAAGCCUAAUAGCGGAUCAACUUCCUAAGAAGAUCGAUCGAGUCGUCUUUUGCCCAUUAACAGAAACGCAGGCAGACGCCUACGAGAACCUAUUGGACAGUGAAAUCAUCCGGUACAUCAAAGAAUCCUCUGAGAUGUGUUCUUGCGGUUCAAGAAAGAAGGCCGGAUGGUGCUGUCAGCAAUAUUUACAAUCUGGACUUCGGUGGCAAAGUUAUGUGUUUCCUGCAAUGAAUGUUAUACAGAAACUCAGCAAUCACCUUGCGAUUCUGAUACCGCAGGGAGUGGAUUCCAAGGAGAAGCAAGACAAGGAUAGGGAAUGGCUAGAAAUUGCCUCCCCUGAUAAAUGGGAACAACUUUUUCGAACAAGAGACUCUAUAGUCAACUACGCCAACCCUGAGUUCUGCGGAAAAUGGAAGGUUCUCCGCCGACUCCUCAAGUGGUGGCAUUCCAACGGAGAUAAGGUAUUGGUCUUCUCCCACAGCGUCCGAUUGUUGAGGAUGUUGCAAAUGUUGUUUCACCAUACAAGUUAUAAUGUCAGUUACCUGGACGGUUCGAUGAGCUAUGAGGAGCGUGCAACAGCCGUUGAUGAGUUCAACUCGGACCCCCGACAAUUCGUUUUCUUGAUCUCCACCCGUGCUGGUGGUGUGGGUUUGAACAUCACAUCCGCAAACAAAGUGGUCGUCGUCGACCCCAACUGGAAUCCAGCAUACGACCUCCAAGCCCAGGACAGAGCAUACCGAAUCGGCCAGGUCCGCGAUGUUGAGGUAUUCCGACUAAUCUCCGCUGGCACUAUCGAAGAGAUCGUCUACGCGCGUCAGAUCUACAAACAGCAACAAGCGAACAUCGGCUACAACGCAAGUUCCGAACGGCGCUAUUUCAAGGGUGUCCAGGAAAAGAAAGACCAGAAGGGCGAAAUCUUCGGGCUAAACAAUCUCUUCGAGUACCAAAACAACAACAUCGUUCUCCGCGAAAUCGUCAACAAGACCAACGUCGCUGAAAGCCGAGCCGGGGUUCAGGUAAUGGACAUUGACGUGGACGAAUCCCAAACUCACGAAGACCCCAAAAACACCGAUGACGAGGUCAUGAGCCAACUCGCCGCCAUGAUCCGCGGUGAGUCCGAAGACGCCAAAGGCGCUCAACAAUCCCCCAUCCCCAAGCGCCACGACCCCAUUCAGGCCAUCCUCGCCGGUGCCGGUGUGGAAUAUACCCACCUCAACAACGAGGUCAUUGGCUCCUCGAAGGUCGAAGAACGUCUCAGCAGACGCGCAGAGCUAGCCAGCGAGGGCUCGAAUAACGAUGUCCAGGUCUUUGGGGAUUCUCAGGACGGGUCAAAUGCGGCAUCUACCACCGAGCUUCAGAAAGAUGGUAGGCCGGUCUGCUUCAAGUAUCAUCCUCCUCGCGACGUGAUGAAGAGACAAUUCUGUAGCAUGGCGAAGCGGUUCGGGUUCCCGAAUGCUACGGAGUUUGCUCUUGUCGUGGAAAGCAUGACGCAGGCGCAGAGACGGGCGUGCCUGGAGCGUUGGUAUAGGGAACGAAGACAGAUUUUACUGGGGAAGGAAUGACGCUCUUUAUGUAGGUUUUCAUGGUUUUUCCUUUGGCGUUGUGAUUGGUUUGUAUAUUUCUGAGAUACCCUCGAUUAUUUCUUGCUGAUAUUGUAUAAUGGAUUGGGAAUUUGAUUUCUUUUUGGUGUUGAAUGGGAC
This is a messenger RNA of Aspergillus pseudotamarii, 3219 nucleotides long. Its product is annotated as putative DNA excision repair protein (Rad26L). The coding region runs from base 85 to 3081 and encodes 998 amino acids. The record is from RefSeq and is a predicted model, not a curated record. Lineage: Eukaryota; Fungi; Ascomycota; Eurotiomycetes; Eurotiales; Aspergillaceae. The transcript has 2 exons. Gene Ontology annotation, molecular function: ATP-dependent chromatin remodeler activity; ATP binding.